This is a messenger RNA of Cyprinodon variegatus (sheepshead minnow), 809 nucleotides long. RefSeq names its product anaphase promoting complex subunit 11 (gene anapc11). NCBI's taxonomy places the organism in Eukaryota, Metazoa, Chordata, Actinopteri, Cyprinodontiformes, Cyprinodontidae. Gene Ontology annotation, cellular component: anaphase-promoting complex; nucleus. The record is from RefSeq and is a predicted model, not a curated record. Gene Ontology annotation, molecular function: ubiquitin protein ligase activity; cullin family protein binding; zinc ion binding. The coding region runs from base 160 to 414 and encodes 84 amino acids. The transcript has 2 exons. Gene Ontology annotation, biological process: anaphase-promoting complex-dependent catabolic process; positive regulation of mitotic metaphase/anaphase transition; protein ubiquitination.
GAAGAAGAAGAAGAAGCUACAUAGCUAAUUAGCACAUUACUGAUUCAAGGGGCCUAUUUUUCUCUCGAUUUGGCAUGUAAAAUAUCAAGAAUAUCUAGAACCAAGACUGCAUUCCACUGUUCCCAUUGUUCUCCCAGUUUUGGCGGCAGCUUUGUGAGAAUGAAGGUGAAGAUCAGACAGUGGAGUGGAGUGGCCUCCUGGUCCUGGGUGGCUAACGAUGACAACUGCGGCAUCUGCAGGAUGCCUUUCAACGGCUGCUGUCCGGACUGUAAAGUUCCUGGAGAUGACUGCCCGCUGGUCUGGGGUCAGUGCUCUCACUGUUUCCACAUGCACUGCAUCCUGAAGUGGUUGAACUCACAGCAGGUCCAGCAACAGUGCCCCAUGUGUCGUCAGGAAUGGAAGUUUAAAGAGUGACUCCCUCUCGGUGCACCAAAAAAUGGACGCCUUACAGAACCUUUUUUGUUUACCACUGUAUCUGAGUUUGAUUUUGUUUAUAAUAGUUGUAUUUUUGGUUUCAUUUGUUGGAGAAAAAAAGUCUUUAAAUACAGAAUGUGUUUUUUAUAACAAUAUGAUUUGGAUAAAAGGAUUAAUUGGCGUUUGCUGUCUGUGGAAAGCCUGUUUUAUAUUUAAUUAUUCUGACAAAGACCUUUUUUAGGAUAUGUUUUGUAAGUAUGUGAGGAAAAUUAGCUUCAGUUUUCAAGUUUCUUUUUUUUUUUUUAAAUCAGACCCAAAUCCCAAUAUCAAUUCUUGUAGUUUCUUACUUCUACUCUGGCAUUCUCAUACAGUUUUAAUAAUGCAAAUAUAUAUUU